AUGAACCUGACCGGACUUCUUCCACAUAGAAGCUUUCCUUCCCACAACCACUCAGUCUUCUCCGGGACAAGGGGAACCUAACUAAAUAGUCUGGAUAGACUUUUUCCCCAUACACACCACGAAACUGUGCCAUAAAGCGACGCGGAAGAGGGAAAGAUCGCAACGCUUGGCUUUUGAGGUGAACUAAGAGCAGUCUCCUCCUUUCAAAGGGAGCUGGACUUUUCUACAAGAGAAAAACGUGACCGUGAAAAGACUUUAUAUUUUUGUAGUCCGAAACGUGACAAGGCGCUUUGAGGCGGCUGGCUCGUGUGAGUAGGAAGUGUGUCCAUCAUUUUUUAAAAGAAGAGGAAGACCAGCAAUAACAAAAGACUUAUCGUCACCGUCAUGGAUUCUGGAAAGCAAAUCACCUUCCCGUUGAUGAUGUGUGUGGGGGCUGCCGUGAUUGGCUCCCUGCAGUUUGGAUACAACACGGGCGUCAUCAAUGCGCCUCAAAAGAUCAUUGAGCAAUUCAUCAAUGACACGUGGGUGAAGCGCUACAACGAGCCCAUCUCAGACAGCUCACUCAAAGCCAUCUGGUCCAUCGCCGUCUCCAUCUUCUCUGUGGGCGGCAUCUUUGGCUCCUUCUCGGUCGGCUUCUUCGUCAACCGCUUUGGAAGGAGAAACGCCAUGCUCAUGGCCAACGUCCUGGCCCUGAUCUCGGCCGCUUUGAUGGGCUUCUCCAAACUGGCAUCCUCCUUUGAAAUGCUAAUCAUAGGUCGCUUCGUGGUAGGCUUCUACUCAGGCCUCUCCACUGGCUUCGUGCCCAUGUAUGUGGGCGAGGUGUCCCCGACGUCUCUGCGAGGAGCUCUGGGAACCCUCCACCAGCUGGGCAUCGUUGUGGGCAUCCUCAUAGCGCAGGUGUUUGGAAUGGAGGCCAUUAUGGGCAACACAAACUUGUGGCCGCUCCUCUUGGGCUUCAUCUUCAUCCCCUCGGUGAUGCAGUGCAUUCUGCUACCUCUCUGCCCCGAGAGCCCCCGCUUCCUGCUCAUCAACAAAAAUGAAGAAAACAAAGCCAAGACUGUGCUGAAGAAGCUCAGGGGGACCAAUGAUGUGAGCGCCGACAUGCAGGAGAUGAAGGAGGAGAGCCGUCAGAUGAUGAGGGAGAAGAAGGUGACCAUCCCGGAGCUUUUCCGCUCGCCGAUCUACCGCCAGCCCCUCCUGGUUGCUGUCGUGCUACAGCUCUCCCAACAGCUGUCGGGCAUCAAUGCCGUCUUCUACUACUCCACUAGCAUCUUUGAGAAGGCCGGAGUCGAGCAGCCAGUCUACGCCACGAUCGGAGCUGGUGUUGUUAACACAGCUUUCACUGUGGUGUCACUCUUUGUGGUGGAGCGCGCAGGACGCAGGUCCCUCCAUCUGUUGGGACUGCUGGGAAUGGCCGGUUCUGCCAUCCUCAUGACUAUUGCAUUGGCUCUGCUUGACCAGCUCAAAUGGAUGUCCUACCUGAGCAUCGUGGCCAUUUUUGCCUUUGUGGCCUUCUUUGAGAUCGGGCCGGGUCCCAUUCCCUGGUUCAUUGUAGCUGAGUUGUUCUCCCAGGGACCGAGGCCUUCAGCCAUCGCUGUGGCCGGUUUCUCCAACUGGACUGCCAACUUCAUCGUGGGGAUGGGCUUCCAGUAUAUAGAGGCUGCGUGCGGCGCUUACGUCUUCGUCAUCUUCAUCGUCCUGCUGCUGUUUUUCUUCAUCUUCACCUACUUUAAGGUCCCGGAGACCAAGGGCCGGACUUUUGAUGAGAUUGCUUCCGGCUUCCGCCAGAGCGCCGUGACAGGCGGCGAGAAGCACUCGCCCGAGGAGCUCAACAGCCUGGGGGCUGACUCUCAGCUCUGAGGAGUCCGCUGUCAAACAAACUGUUUUUGUCACAGUGAGGAGGGAACCGGGUGGAGGGGGGGAGUCUACUCACUAGAAGUAGACUGGUCCCAGAGGGGGUCUACUUUCUUGAAGUAGACCGGUCCCAUAAGGAGUCUUACUUUCUAGAGUAGACUGUUCCACGACGUAGAAAAAUUUUCACACUGUCACGACAUUUCGGUAGCGUUUACCGUGUGUGAUCCUCCCAACUUCUUCUGCUGACCCCCCACCUUUUCCCAUCUCACCUCGCAUGUCACAUAAAAACACUUGACGGGCACCGUGUGGCCUAGGAGAUGUGAAAAGACGAGUCGGAAGGUUUUUUUUUUCAAAGAUAUUUUUAAAUAUUUGUAAGAAAAAGGAGUGCCAGUACACUGAUGUACCACCUUUUUUAUACACCUACUUUUUCACGGAGUACAAUUUUUAGAAAUUGUACUGCAAUGCUCUUAACACUGUAGACUCUCACACUGUAGCUGCUGCACGGCCUCUUCCCUCCGCCAGAUGGCGCACUUUCCCUUGAAAUACUCCAAAUAAGUUACUGACAACGACUGUUCACACUUAAGUGGGCUUCUCUUAAUGAGAUAUAUUUAUGUUUCUUGUUGACGUUACAUGGACUAUAUUUUACAUUUUUUAUUUGACAUGAAGUGUAUAGUGUGACAACGUUCAUACCAACGAGUAUUAGGGCCACACAAAAUCAAAUAUGUCAAGUCAUAGAAUUAGGAGGAAAAAAAACAUCGAAAUUUGACAAAAAUAAAAUUGUCAUUUCAAGAGAAUAAACUCAAAAAUAUUACAAGACUAUAACAACUUGUAAUUUAAAGAUUUCUUUGAAGAAAUAAUUUAAAUAUUUUUCAAAAUAAAGACAUUUAUUAGAAUGAAAUUUACAGGAAUAAAGAGUCAAAAGUCGGGUGUCAAAAUUUCUGUGAGAAUAAGGUUGGGAAAAAUAGGCAAAAAAAAAGGUUUAUAUACAUUUAGGUAUUACACGAGUAUAUAGAAGAUAGGCAUUUUAAGAAUCCAAAGCGAAAAUAUUGAGUGUGUUUUCUGAAAAGGAGUACAAACACAUUUUAAGAAAAUAACGUUGAAUAUGCAAGAAUAUAAUCUAAAUUGUACAAGAACAAAGUAAAUUUUGUGAGUUGUAAAAUUGACAUUAAGAAAGUGGUCAUUUGUCAUUUUCUAAGUACAGUUGAAAUAAUAGGCUGUAAUCUUGCAAGACUAAAAUAGUUUUAGUUACAUUAGACUUUAGACAUUCAGUCUUUAAUAUUCUUUAUUCUCGAUUUUUUUUCCUCAUAGUAAUCUGACAUUGUUUUCGUACUAUGGUCUGUUUUUUAUUCUCGUAAUUUAAAACUUUUUUCAUUGUGGCUCUAAUACAUGUUUGUAAUUCUACCCACAAAUGUUACAAUAAUAUUUUUACGUAUAGUAGCGAUCAGGCCGAUUUGAAUUGUAUUUUAACAUAAAAACCCCCCAACAAAACCUUGAAUUGUACGUCAGCUGCAUACUUUUUUGUGGGGGAAGUGUGGAAAAAGUGGACCAAAAUGAAAGUCAGCCUUAUUAUACAGAACAUCCAUAGAGGACUCGUCAAACCGUCUUGCAUCAGCCCCCUCAGUUUAGCGUGCGGUUGUGUUUCUCCAUGACUGGAAGUAUUGAUGAUGUGCUCGGAGGCGUGUGGUUUUGUUUAUGUCUGCUGCCAGGGACACCAAAGUGGCCUCGCUGUCUUACUUCUGCUGUAUCUCUUUUCGCUUUUCACCUUUUGUGGAAACCAGAAGAAAAAACACAUACUUUUUAGCUGCACUUUAUUAAUGUUAUUAUUAUUCACGUUUGUCUCAGACACAAUUCAACUCUUGCUCUGUGUUGCAGAGCAGAGUGGCUGAUGGGAUACUUGAUGUCUUUUGAGAUGGGAGUGUGUCAUUUGUGCAUAUCUGUGUUUUUAUUCUGGUAUUGUUUAUGAAGCGCUCAUACAUGCAUGAAAAUUACUUGUUGGUCAGCUAAUUAGGACUUUAAUCCAAAUGACCAUUCCAUAAAUUAGCAUAUCGAUUGCCAUACAAUCCACAAGUGGCCUUUACACAUGAUCACCAGCACAUUUUCAGCAUGAUGGAUGCCAUCCAUUCUGAAUUUUAAUUACAUUGAACAAAAAUGCUCUAAUUAUGGAAGUGGAUGGGGUGUUAUUUGGAGAGAGGUUGUUUUUUUCUGAAAAGUAUAUAACAACAUGAUGCUUUGGAGUGAGAAAGUGGAUAUCAAAACGUAGCUUGUCUUGGAUGACACGGAGUACGUUUACAUGCAGUCAUAUAACCCUAUCAUAACCGGAAUAUUAGCAAUAACCCGGUUGCGCACGGCCAUGUAAGCACCAAUAACCCUUAACGCAUGUAAACGGGUUAUUCGGAAUGUUUCAGAAACCGGAAUAUUGACCGUAACCUGAAUAUUGACUGCAUGUAAACAUAGUCAUUGUCAUUAAUAGGCAUAUUUUACAACACGACAGCAACAGAGCCAAUGUUGUAAUAGUGGUAAGGAGCAAACUGCUCAGUCAGUAAUAUGGCUGAGAAGUGAAUUGUACACAACAGUAUGGCAAGUGUAACACACUAACAGCUGAGUAGCACAACCAACAUUUUAAAGUGCAUGCAGAGUUUGAUAAUGCUGCUGGAUACUGAUCACUUAGCAGCUACUGCCAUCUUUUGGCAUUAAUAAAAGUACAUCAAGCGGUUACUUACAGCCACAGCUGUUAAGGCAAAUGUGUUUUUAGCACUGCCUCCGGAAGUUAUUUACUUUGGUAAACCAAGUGCCCAGCGACUAUAGGAGACUAACAGAAGAGGCAUUCAUUGGAGCAUUUAUGUUACAUGAAAUGAUCUAAAUAGCAACACUUAACAUGUGAAGCCUUUUAACUGGUGUUUAUUUUUUUAAACACACAACAUGCUGUAAUAAAACACACCACAGCCACUCCAAAGUUGCUCAAAUGAUUUAACUUAGUAGAUAGUUCACUGCAGAAGGACUGUACUUUUUAUGAUGCAUUUACACUUUAAAAAUCAACAGAUGUUGAAAGGAGCAAGUGUAUGGUGUUCUCUUUUAAGGGCACAAAACAUAGUAGUGUUUUAAUACAGAAACAAAUACAAAUACAAUUCAGAUCUGUGUGUGUUGUUUUGGAAUGUGAAUGUGAAGAAAUGGAAGUUGUCAAAUUGGCUGAAUAAAUGAUGCACACGGAGCACAUGAUGCAUGUGGGUGUUUUGUUAAUUAUAGUGAUUAACAAUUGGCUAACCAGAUUAAACGGCUCUAUGCAAAUGAGGGAGAUAUAACAAAGCAAUUAAACUAAAAAGUCAUGAAUGGCACAAAAGCUUUGUUUUACAGGAUAUAUGUUUAGCCUUAUAUAUCUAUGUUUUCGGGCUGUCAAAGUUAAUGGAAAUUUCCUUCAAUGGCCUCGCUAUUAACGUGCGCACGUCCUGUUUGAGGAAAGUCGUUUGAGGAAUGGCAACAAUGUGGCAGUUGAUGAGGAGCCACAAACGGGAACUAAUACUGAGCAGAAACGGACGAAGAAAAGGGUAUUUGGAAUGAAUUUGGUUUAUCUUCAAAGUCCUGUCAUGGCUCUCUCGAUAUGACCAAAGUUAUUUGUAUCUACUGUUGCUGUGUGUUCAGUUGUCAUGGAGUAUGUCGCCUCUCAAAUGCCAGGGAGAAGAGAGAAGUCACUGAUGCACUGUAGAUUUUUUUUGUCAUGUAUACAGUGGUACCUUGUCAUACGAGUGUCCCAACUAACGAGUGUUUUUUUUUUUUUUACAUGUGAGCCGUCUCUUCUUUGUUUUGAACCGCAAGCUAAAUUGGUUUAUGAGCUGCUAAUUACCGGCAGGCAUAGCCAUGGACACCUAUUUGGGGGCUCUCAAUGUGACCAUGAUUUAAGUAUUAGCAGCGCUAGCAUUAGCAGCGUGUUAGCUCGUCACUUGGACAGAUUUUCCACACAUCAGCAAAACAUACGUAAAUUAUAGCUAUCUAAUUUAUUAUGUAUUGUGUAAAACUAUUGACAGUAGUAACAUCAAAUGAAAAGCACUAAAUGAAUACAGAGCCACCAUCCACCAGUAAGAGCAUGGAGUUUGUUUUUCAGAGAGAUGCACCGCACAAAUAUGCACAUUGGCACUCAAUAAGUCAUCAAAUCUUACCUGUACGCAUUCCCACAUAGUAUCAGCAUUUGGGACCAAAUAUGAGGUAAAAGAAAAAGAGGAAAAAUACAGAAUACUAGUCUUUUCUGUGCAGCGCGGGAGAAAGUUAGAUGACAUUUCACCGCACCGCACUGCCCCCUUCACAAAAUUAAAAUGUGACAAGAUUUCUUGUUCAAAAAAAGAAAAAGUCUUGUGGGCAUUAUGCUUGAGACAAGAAUAAAUGAAUCACACAAUAAAUGAAAAUGAAUUGGAUAAUUUUGUCUGCCUCAAUAUAUAGCCAUGUGCACGCGUGUCUGUUUUCCUCACCUUCCGCCUCCAAACAGGCAGGAAGAGACUUCGCUCUGUGCAUUGGUUCCAGCACGUUCGCGCGUUUGUUUCAUAGAACAACAGCAUGAGCGCAGUGAGUCCUUUUGUCAGUCAUCCAGUCUCUUUGUCUCGGUGGGUGGAGGCGGGGCCUGCAGCAUACACACAGUGUGCAGAAGAGUGUAACACAGUAGAAAUUAAAUUAGUAGAUUGCAAUAUAUUGUCAUAUAGAUUUUUCAUUGUGUUUUUCUGCAAAGUAAUGUUAAAAUCUCAUCUCAACUUGUUCUCGCAGACCCAACCUCAUGUAUCGUCUCGUGUAUCUCGUGACACCCCUGUUGUUUGCAAUAAACUGCUAAUUCAACAA
Dunckerocampus dactyliophorus (ringed pipefish) is the source of this 6672-nucleotide messenger RNA. RefSeq names its product solute carrier family 2 member 1b (gene slc2a1b). Lineage: Eukaryota; Metazoa; Chordata; Actinopteri; Syngnathiformes; Syngnathidae. Gene Ontology annotation, cellular component: apical plasma membrane; basolateral plasma membrane. The record is from RefSeq and is a predicted model, not a curated record. The transcript has 10 exons. Bases 385 to 1860 code for a protein of 491 amino acids. Gene Ontology annotation, biological process: response to insulin; monosaccharide transmembrane transport. Gene Ontology annotation, molecular function: hexose transmembrane transporter activity.